Messenger RNA from Cornus florida, 687 nucleotides. RefSeq names its product UPF0496 protein At3g28270-like. The record is from RefSeq and is a predicted model, not a curated record. Lineage: Eukaryota; Viridiplantae; Streptophyta; Magnoliopsida; Cornales; Cornaceae. Bases 1 to 687 code for a protein of 228 amino acids. The transcript has 2 exons.
AUGGGUCAAAUCUUGGACAAAACCAAGAAGCUAGCCCUAGACUCUGAUGUAAAGGUACAACACGGCCUUACUUCAUACAAAGCUGCCGUCAAAGAUGAAUACGACAUUGGAGAGUUUGAUGCUGUGGUCGAUUCAUUUUCUAUCUCCGACGAUGGUAAGGUUCCGACACUCUCUAUGGAAUCAUUGAAGGCUUUCACAGAUUAUUAUAUGAAAAAGAACAAACACAUUAUUGAGAGUAAGAAUAAUAUUCUUAAAAACAAUGUAUUAUCUAGAGUGGUGAAAGAUGAAAACAGUAGUUUGGUUUUGCAACUUUGUACCACUCUAAAAAAUUGCAUUAUUCAAUUGGAAACUGCUAAACACAAACUCACCGUGGCUUUGAAUCACUUUGAGAGAGAACACAGUGAAUCUAGGAUGGAGGGCGUGGAUCAAAAGUACCCCAGGACUCUGAAGGCAUUGGAAAACUUCAACGCGAUAGGGAUCAUUAUGGAUCAUGUGAGUCGUUUGAGGUCUCUUAUGACGACACUCUUAGAGCAUGCAAUGGAUGGUGAUGCACUGGAUUAUGAAGUGAAUUUGAAAGCCACUGUAACUAAUAUCAGGGAGAAAGUUCAAGAUUUUUCAGGAGGCUAUUCAAUUGUUGAAGAAUCAAAUUGGCGACUGUCACAGUGCCAUAUCGACGGCCAGAAAUAA